AAUUGAAGUUUAAAGAGAAAAUAAAUAUUUUUUUUUUAUAUAAACGUAAAUAUAUAUGCACAUGUGUUUAUAUAUUUAUAAAAAAAAAAAAACUUUCAAGAUAAAAAUCUCAAAAUAAUUCUCAGAUAUUUUAUAUCAAAAGUUUAUCUAAUAAAGAGCAGUGUGUGAUAACACAAAAAAAUACUGUUUAGAUUAGAUUAAGCACAAUACUAGCCAAUAAGAUAUACGUGCAUAAGUAUAUUUAUAUAUAUAUUUUUAUAAUUAUUAUAAGAUAGAGAAAAAAAAUUCUAUGAGUAAUAAUAAUAAUUCGUUGUAUCCUCAGUUGAAAAUGGCUGGUUUACAAGAAAACACAACAACGAAUGGAAUGGAAAGAGGUGAUAAUGGACAUCCUCAGGAAGAGAUACCUUUACAAAGAUUAACAUCUGAAGAACAGAGAGCUGCUGAAACAGCUGAAAGGCAAAAAGUUUAUGAAUUAUUUAAGAAGUAUGAUACAAAUAAUGAUGAUCGAUUAAAUUUAAAAGAAUUAAAGGUAAUGAUCAAAGGUGGAUUAUGCCGACAAAUGUCACGUGGAUUAUCACAUCAUUUAAUACAUAUGAAUGAUAGAAAUGGUGAUAGACAUUUGGAUUUUGAAGAAUUUUAUGAGUUAACACAAAAUAAUAAAUGGUUAAUUUCAUCGGUAAUGAAUGAAUAUUGUCGUUUACUUGUUCCAUUACCUAAUAGAGAAAUUGGAGAUCAAAUUGAUGGAGCAUAUGAACGACAAAUGACAUUUUGUCCACCACCAUUAACUAUGGUUAUUUUUUCAUUGAUUGAAGUAAUUUUCUUCUUAAUAGAUGUUAUUUACUUUAAAGAUGAUCCUAAUAAUACUAAAAAAGUUGGUGAAAAUACAAAUGGUCCAGCAGCUAAAUUAUUUAUUUAUAAUCCAUAUAGACGUUAUGAAGCAUGGCGUUUUGUUACUUAUAUGUUUGUACAUGUUGGAAUAAUGCAUUUAUUUAUGAAUUUAUUAAUUCAAAUAUUAUUGGGUGUAGCAUUAGAAUUGGUUCAUCAUUGGUGGAGAAUAACAUUAAUAUAUUUAGCUGGUGUUUUAGCCGGUUCUAUGGGAACAUCUUUAACUAGCCCAACAAUAUAUUUAGCUGGAGCUUCUGGUGGUGUUUAUGCUUUAAUUACAGCUCAUAUUGCAACUAUAAUUUUGAAUUGGAAAGAAAUGGAAUUUGCAAUUAUACAAUUAUGUGUAUUUUUAAUAUUUUGUUUAACUGAUUUGGGUACAUCAAUUUAUCGGCAUAUGACAGAUCAAAAUGAUCAAGUUGGUUAUGUUGCACAUUUAUGUGGAGCCUUAGCUGGUUUACUUGUUGGAAUUGGUGUUUUAAGAAAUUUGAAAGAACAAAAAUGGGAAAGAAUUUUAUGGUGGGUUGCAAUUUUAGUAUUCUUUGCAUUAUUAAGUGCUGGAAUAUUAAUACAUAUAUUCGAUCCAAGUCAUUUUCCAAGACAAGAUUAUUUUCCAAGAAAUACAAGUUGGGAGAGUAUACGAUCAAAUAAACUUUAAUUAUUAAAUUUCUUAAUAUUGAAAACAGUAUAAAUUUAUAUACAUAUAUAUGUUUUUUUUAAAACAAUUAAAAACAACCAAAGUGCCUGUUAAUAUAUUAAUAUGUAUUUGGAUUUUUUAAGAAAAAAAAAAUUAUUUAAAACAAAGUCAAAAAUUGAUUAUUAAUUUUUAUACUCAUUGUACUUUUUAAAAGUUUAUAUAUAGUAAUACAUAUUUAUUAUAUUUCACUAAAUUUUGUAGCACAUAAUAAAUGAAAAAUUUACGAUAUUAACAGAAAGUACGUUUUGUUCUAAACAAUUUAUAAGUAAAAAAAAAAGGCAAAAUAAAUUUUGAAAGUAUUAGCAGGGUUUUUAUAUUUUAACUUCUCAAUAAAAUACAUAUUAGGUUAUGAUUUAAAAAUAUUAGUAGAUAAUGAACAAUACUUAGUAUAAUUAAAAAUUUAUUUACUUAAGUUUGUGCAAUUACAAUAAAUUUUUAAUAUUUAAUUUUUUUUUUGAAUAUAAGUUACUUCUUAUAUUUUGU
Messenger RNA from Condylostylus longicornis, 2062 nucleotides. RefSeq names its product protein rhomboid (gene rho-4). The coding region runs from base 290 to 1540 and encodes 416 amino acids. The transcript has 6 exons. Gene Ontology annotation, cellular component: membrane. Gene Ontology annotation, molecular function: calcium ion binding; serine-type endopeptidase activity. The record is from RefSeq and is a predicted model, not a curated record. Lineage: Eukaryota; Metazoa; Arthropoda; Insecta; Diptera; Dolichopodidae.